Molecule: messenger RNA, 3472 nt
Organism: Agrilus planipennis (emerald ash borer)
Lineage: Eukaryota; Metazoa; Arthropoda; Insecta; Coleoptera; Buprestidae
Gene: ebo
Product: exportin-6-B
Exons: 17
Coding region: 147-3338 (1063 amino acids)
Biological process (GO): protein export from nucleus
Molecular function (GO): nuclear export signal receptor activity; small GTPase binding
Source: RefSeq, a predicted model, not a curated record
UUCCUUCCUAACCUAAAUGUCACACAUCCAUUCGAAACGUCAAAAUGACAGUAAUAAAUAGUUUUUAAUUUUUUUUGAAAAAAAGGAAAAUAUAGAAAACCUUCAUCGCCAUUGGAAAUGCUGUAUCCGUUUCGUUGAAGUACAAAAUGACACAGAGUGAAAAUGACUCCCUAAGAGCGUUGGAACGUUUGUUGGACGAAUUUUUUAAUCAUUCCACAAGCAAUGAAAAGAAACGGGAAAUUGAGAACCAACUGCAUUCCUUUAGCAAUCAAAGAGACUGCUGGAAAUAUUGCAUUUACUUCUUAGCACAUACGUCUAGUCAGUAUGUGUCCAUGUAUUCUAUAUCUACAAUUGAGUCUGUGAUAAACCGACAGUGGGUUAGCUUAGACUGGGAACAUAGAGUUCAAUUAAAGAGUGCAUUGUACAGUUAUUUAGUUGAACAAGAUGUUACGAGUCCCCAUUUUUUAAGAAAUAAACUGGCUAAACUUCUUGUUGAUAUUGCCAGAUUUGAUUGGCCACAUUUUUAUCCAGAAUUUUUUAAUAACAUUUUGCAAUUUUUACAAUCUGAACAAGGACAAAUGCUAGGACUGACUAUGCUACGUAUAACUAGUGAAGAACUUAUGAAUCCUCGACCUGAUCUCAACAGUUAUCGAAAAGAGGAACUUCACAGGUUACUGCAACAACACAUUCCACAAGUGUUUCAAAUGUUGUGCAACAUUUUAGAAGAGUUAGGGAAAAGGCCGAGACAUUCAGCAACUGCAACACCUCCACCGUCUCCUACUCAUCCCAGUUCAGUUCCUGAUUUAACAAAAGAGCUGACAGCUGCGUCUUUUAGGCCAGACAACAAGGACAUCACCAAAGAGGCCUUGGCUGCAACCCAACAUAUUUUUUCAUGGGUCAACCUCACUCAAGUGCCGUUGCAACUUAUUCGAUCUAUUUUUCACUUUACUAACAUUUCUAGUUAUGCCCAGGAUGACGAUGACAUGUGUGUUCUUGCCAUGUCAACGUUAAAUGAACUUCUGUACAGAAAAUGUGCUCCACCAGACAGUCAAAAUCUGUUUAUCGAACUUUACCACCUAACUGUACAACUGCUCAGAGAUAUAAUGAGUCCGAAUUCAGAUAAGAUAGAAACGCUUGGCAAUGAUUUUAUGGAAAAACUGUCGGAACUGCUUGUGUUGCUGAUUGAGCAGCACUUGUGGCGUUUAGAGGCUGAACCCGGUUUCUCUGCAUUGGAAAUCCUUUCUUUGCUAUUUCAGCUAACAAUGCAAGUGCCCUCGGUCGCUUGUUAUCUAAGAUGUCUUUCAGUAUGGGGCGCCUUCAUUAAACAACUCAAAGCACAAAAUGCUCACAAGUAUUCUCAGGCUCUACUGGGUUUAGUAACAGCAGUUCUGAAUAAAAUGCAAUUUACGUAUAAUAGAAAACAGUUGGACGAAGUUGAUAGCGAACUAGGCGAUGAUGAGGAAGAGACUGAGUGGCAAUUUUUCUUAAAAACUUCCAUAGAAAUAAUUGCAAUGGUUGCGGAGUACAAUCCGCAAGAAGUGUUCAAUCAAGUGUUAAUUCCGUGGAAGGGAGCGAACGAUAUAUAUUGUGUUCUGGAAAAUGCCGUUGACCACAAAAAUCUCAUGUUCAAAAUAGAAAUUUCCGAAACUGAAAGACUGCAUUGUGUCUUAAGAGAUUUUGCCUCCUUGACGCAAACCUUAGCUAGACUUUCUACAUUUUUUAUAGAUGAUAAUAAUGAGUACAACAAAAAUUCAGCGCCAAUCAUUGAUAGCCUCGUACAUAAACUCAUUGAAAGUAGUUGCAUUGCAACGAAUUCCAGAUUUUAUCUAUUGAAAAUUGGAGACUCCAAACUUGUCGAAUGUUUCGCUGAAGCACAUAGUCAGCUUCUGGCAAGCCUUAAACCAUGGCUAUCUUGGUUCCUAGUCAAGGGAGGUAUCAAUAACCUUCGCCUGACCCAACUUCUCGAAGUUUGUCUCCCCAUUCUCAGCGCUGGUACUCAAAAUCCCAAAAAGGUCAAUCACGCUGCUGCUCAUCUCCUCCUAACGCUCACCAAUACCGUUUUCCCUCCCGUUUUAAUUAUGCAACCUUCAGUUGUGGAAUUCAUUCAUGUCGCUCCUUCAUUGAAAUUCGCAUCACAACAGACGAAGGAGGUAAUAGAUAAUGCUAUUUGCAACGUGUUGAUAAGGCCUUGGGGAGAAUUAUCCCAAGCUGACGCCAACCAGAGAAAUUUUUUAAUAAGCGUUUUUUUCGAUAAAAUAACGAAAGACUUCAGAGAAUUAAGCAACGACACUUACGAGAACAAAGUAAGAGAGGUGGUGGGGAGUACAUUACCAUCGUUGGCUCAUGUGAUACAGUUUUCUAAGAAUCAUCCAAAUUCGUCCAAAAAAUUGCUUUAUAUGGGAUUGAAGGCGUCAAUAGAUCAUGCAUUGGAUUUAUUUCCUGAAUAUGCAAAAUACCCGGAAGUUAGCGAUAAUAUUUUAGCAUUGUUUCUAGAAGUAUUAGGGGUUUUGCAACAACAGUUUGGUGUAGAAAAUACGCGGCGUUCAGUAGAAGUUUUCCUAGAAGUUGCUAUAAGUCAGCAACAAUCUAAAAAUCUGUCAGGCCUAGAUAAACUUUUACAAAUACUUCAGCUUGUUGUAGAAGCGCCGGGCCCCCCAUAUAGAAGCUUUCUUCCUGGUAUUUUACAGCUUUGUCUUGAACAUGUUCAUCCCUUAGUUAUCUCGCAGGCUAAUGAUCAACCUGGUGUUAUAAUUGCAUUAUUAACCUUAUUACACAGUAUAUUUCUACACAGAUGGCAAUACUUCUACGUUUCACAGGUGAGAUUAGGUCAUUCUCCAGGAUGUAGUGAUACAGAUCCGAGUUCAGAUACCCCUCAACAUCCCAUUCAACUCCUAGCUGUUUUACAAGUAUUCGGACAGACUCUUUUACAACCGGAUAUAAACGUUUUUCGAACCAGUUUAGCAGCUUUAGAAGAUCUCAAUUCCAAAUGGAAACUAUACUACAAGACUUUGUUUCGGGAACAACUUCUGAACCAAUUUCUAACAGUUCUGUUUCACACACUUUUGGACAAAACUCAUGCCCUUUUAACGGACGACAUCCUUUUGGCUAUUUACAACAUGGCUGCGGUUAAUUUUCAAGAUUUUUUUGAAAGUUUCAUUCCAAAUUUUCUACAAUCUACAAACGGUCUUGCUCAACCUCAAAAAGAUUCAUUAAAGCAAUGCCUUCAAAAAGAAACGGAUAUGCCAACUUUCGUGCAACAUAUAAUUCGUUUUGUAAACGAUAUGAGGUGUUACAGAUUGUGCAAUGCCAGUUUGCCUCCUGGUAGUGUGAUUUUGUAAAUAUAUAUACUGUAUACAUAUAUAUCUAUUAAUUUGAUUAACGUAAGCUGUAAAAAAUCGGAAUUUUCUGUAAUUUAUUUACAAUUGUGUUUCAUCCAACUUUUAUCGUUUAUUAUUAAAGAAAAUAAAAAACA